Cimex lectularius (bed bug) is the source of this 1386-nucleotide messenger RNA. RefSeq lists its product as uncharacterized. The record is from RefSeq and is a predicted model, not a curated record. Gene Ontology annotation, molecular function: nucleic acid binding. The transcript has 7 exons. Bases 243 to 1094 code for a protein of 283 amino acids. NCBI's taxonomy places the organism in Eukaryota, Metazoa, Arthropoda, Insecta, Hemiptera, Cimicidae.
ACCGCCUUCCAAAUUUCAAGUCAGUUCAUGGUUGUUAUUUUGAUACUCUAUUUUCUGAUUCUCUUUCAUUUUCGCACCACUUUGUUGUCGUAUGGUAGAGUGACUUUUUUAACACUUUCUCUUAAUUUUGACCCCGCCAAUUAAAAGAUAGAUUGGAGAUUCGUUGUUGCUCAUUUAUAAGCAAAUUUUAAACGUUUUAACUUCAUAUUAGGCAAGUUUUAUCUCAAUUCGUUCUUAGAAAAAUGGCUAACGUCCUUCACCUUGCUUCAAAUGGCUGUUACGGAGUUAUGCUUCAUGGAGGAACAGAAUUGGAAGAUGCAGAGAUUAAAAAAAUGCUCCAAACUUAUGGCAAAGUUCAUGAAAUACAAAGAGGUGGUCCUAAUUGUUUUGUGUACUUCAAAGAAUAUGAAGAGGCCAGAGGAUGCAUCGACGCUUUGGCCUCUGAUCCCAAAUUUCAAGCACGACCGGCCAAGCCCAGGGAAACCAAAGAGAAAAGUGAUGUUAGAGAAACGAGGCCGAUGAGACGAGACCCGAGCAGAAAACUAAGAUCAAAGAGUGAAAUUAGGAAAGAGGACUUCGACAGGAUCACUUUCAAUACUGAACGUACAAAAAUUGAGAAAGAGAGACAUUUGACCUUUGCCCCUGAUUGCAUAGACGUAUACAGGAGAACGGAAAAUAGGAAGAGUACUACAACUGAUACAGGUGAUAGGCUUAAUAAAAGUCAGCGAUUUUCUAACAGUCGAACAAGCAAAGAAUUUCAAAGAAAUAGUGAUAAUGGACCGCCACAUCUCAUUCACUGUAUGGAUCUGUGGAUGGAUUUCAUAUUGAGAGAGUUCGGUAUUAGAAAUGCUGUUGAAGUGAUUCUAGGUAAUCUUCCCUUAUUGAGUAAUAUGCAGAAGAUUUACGCCCUUACAUCCACUUUUGUUGAUGUUAUUAACGUCGUAAUGGUUGAACGAGGUCAUAAUUACAGCCCGUAUGCAAAAGUUUUUGUAACGUCGCACGAUGAUGCUAAUAUAUUAAAACAGAGGCUGCACCAUCAUAUACUCGGGGGUAAAAGGAUAUUCGUCCAGUUUGCUGAAAACUUAAUAAUGUAAAUGCUAUUUAUUUAUAUUUGUUGGUUUAUUACUAGAAAACAUUUCCAUGUGUUUUAUUUUAAUAAAAAAGUAAAUGCAUUACUUAUUUACAUUUAUUUAGGCGUUUCGGGUAUUUACACCCAUAAUCAGCAUCUUAUAUUGUAUUAAAUUUAUAAUUGAUUAUUAUCCGUAUUAUAUUUUAAAAGAUAUGGCCAUGUUGCAUUUGCCGACAAGCCAUGGCCAAGAUGGAAGAAGGUUACCUAUCAAAAAGUCAUAAAGUCAUGUAAUUAAAAAAAGUUUUAUUUAUAUAUUA